AUGCACUUCCCCUGGCUGCUGAUCUACCUGGGUGGGUGCGCUUUAAUGAAGCGGACCUUAGCGGAACCAGGCGACGGGAUGCGCACCUGGGACAGGUUCAGUAAGCUGCCCUAUCCUGAGGACAAAGCCUUCCUGUAUGACACCUUCCCCAAGGGCUUCAUGUGGGCAGUGGGCACGGCUGCGUACCAGGUGGAGGGAGCGUGGCAGAAGGACGGGAAAGGAAAGUCGGUCUGGGACACGUUUACCCGCGCCGGGAGCCGGGUGGUGACGGGCGACGUGGGCAGCGACAGUUACCACAACCAGGCCGGAGACCUGCGCGCCCUGCAGCAGCUCGGCGUGUCUCACUACCGCUUCUCUCUGUCCUGGUCGCGCAUCUUCCCCAACGGCACCAGGAGCAGCCGCAAUGCCAAGGGUGUGGAAUAUUACACCAGCCUGAUCCGCGGCCUGAAGAGGAUGGGAGUGGAGCCGGUUGUGACCCUGUACCACUGGGAUUUACCGGACAGUCUGCAGAGCGCGUAUGGAGGCUGGAGUAAUCCACUACUGGUGGAUCUGUUCAGAGAUUACGCUGAUUUCUGUUUCAGCACCUUCGGAUCACAUGUGAAGAUCUGGAUCACCAUGGAUAACCCGUUUGUCGUCGCCUGGCACGGAUACGGGACCGGAGUGGUGGCACCAGGCAUCAAAAAUCACCCGGAUCUGCCCUUUAAAGUCGGGCACAAUCUUAUAAAGGCUCAUGCUGCAGCGUGGCACGUGUAUAACGAGCACUACCGCGCUCACCAGGGUGGAAAAGUUUCCAUAGCUCUGGCCUCACACUGGAUCAAACCCAGCAGGACGAGGCUGGAGAGCCGGCAGGCCUGUCAGUGCUCGCUGGACUUCGUGAUGGGCUGGUUCGCCCGGCCUCUCUUCGUGGACGGGGAUUACCCACCCUGCAUGAGGCGCAACCUCACCCGCAGGUUACCGUCGUUCAGCCAGGCCGAGCGGGCCUACGUUAACGGCACGGCUGACUUCUUCGCUCUGUCUCACGGACCCUCGCUCAGCUUCCAGCUGAUCAACGACAGUCUGCGCUUCGGACAGAUGGAAGAUCUGGAUCUGCGGAUGCUGCUCUACUGGGUGCAUUUAGAGUACAACAACCCGCCCAUCUUCGUGGUGGAGAGCGGCUGGUUUGUCAGUGGUGGCACCAAGACGAAGGAUGCCAAGCACAUGUACUACCUCAAACGCUUCAUCAUGGAGACCCUGAAGGCUAUCCGUCUGGAUAAAGUAAACGUGCUGGGAUACACCGCCUGGUCGCUGCUGGACGGCUUCGAGUGGUACCGGGAGUACGGAAUCAGACGCGGCCUUUACUACGUGGACUUCAAAUCCGAUCACCUGACGAGAGAACCAAAGACCUCGGCCAUGUUCUACCGUAAAUUAAUCGAGAAGAACGGAUUCCCUCAGCUCCCAGAGAACCGGCCGGCGGUCGGGGUCUUUCCUUGUGACUUCGCCUGGGGUGUGGCUGCGAACUCCAUACAGGUUCAGACGACGCCCACGCAGUUUGUCGACACGAGCGUUUACAUCUGGAACGUUUCCGACAGCGGGAGGCUUCAAAAACUGGAGGGUGUGAAAAUCUUGCAAAGAAAGCGCCACUGUGCCGACUACGCUGCCAUCUCGCAGCAGGUAUCAGAAAUCCAGCGCGUACACGUCACCCACUUCCACUUCUCCCUCAACUGGUCGUCUAUAACCCCCACAGGCAACGUAUCGGAGGCUAACGAAACCCUCCUGAGCUAUUACGGCUGCUUCGUUAGUGAGCUCCGGAGGGCCAACGUUACCCCGGUCGUCACUCUCUGGCACCACACCGGAAAACUCUCCAGCCUGCCUGCGCCCAUGGAGGCUAAAGGAGGCUGGCAGAGCGAGGACACGGUGAGGGCGUUCGUCGAUUACGCCAGGCUCUGUUUCCGAAAGCUCGGGGCGCACGUCAAGCUGUGGAUCACGCUGAACGAGCCCAACGAGGAAGACCUCGGGUACGCGGUGGGCCAUCAGUUGCUGCGUGCCCACUCUCUAGCCUGGCGCGCGUACGACGCCGAGUUCCGGCGCUCUCAGGACGGUAAAGCCUCCCUGGCGCUGCACAUGGACUGGGUCGAGCCGGCGUUCUCGUUCAACCGAGAGGACGUGGCUCCUGCGAAGCGAGUCCUGGACCUCCGCGUGGGUUGGUUCGCCGAGCCCGUCUUCGGUAGCGGCGACUACCCGCCGGUGAUGCGCCAGUGGCUUCAACAGAGGAAUCCUCUCGACCUGUUCAACUACCACCUACCCACAUUUACUGAAGAGGACCGGAAGCUGGUCCGAGGCACCUACGACUUCUUCGCCCUCAGUCACUUCACGACCUCCAUGGUCUACGAUGAAGUCGAGGAUUCGUACCUAUUCAAGAACAGUUUGGAAGUGCAGAUGAUUUCGGAUGUUACCUGGAUAAUGUCGCCCAGGCGGAACUCCCCCGUGGUUCCUUGGGGGCUACGCAAGGCCCUGAAGUGGAUCGACUCGCAUUAUAAGGGUGUUCCGAUUUACAUCAUGGCCAACGGAGUUCAGGAAGACACGGCCAGAUUCAAAGACAGUCUGCGGGUUUAUUAUCUCUACAACUACAUCAAUGAAGCCUUAAAAGCGUACACUCUGGAUGGGGUCAAUUUGCGAGGCUACUUCGCCUACGCGUUUAACGACCGGCACGACCCCGGGUUCGGCCUGUACAGCCACGUGCAGGAGGAGACCAUCGAGAAGUCCUCGCUGACCCACUACAGAAACAUUAUCGACCACAACGGGUUCCCUGACCACGGCGGCCCUCCAGAGAGCUGUCCCCGCACCCCGGAACGUUCUGCGAUCUACUACGUUCUGGCUAAACGCCCCGUCGUGAGCUUUAUAUCUUUCGUUGGCUUUGCCUUGUUUAUUACUACAGGUCUUAUUAUAUACGACUGCACCAAGAGACCCAAAUGAUGGUUGAACCUGCAGAAUGAGUAGGGGAUGGGUUAUAUAAGCUUUUGUGCCUUUAUAUAGAACAUAACACAUCUAAGUUUUACAACCCGGACUCGGUCUACAUUCCAAAACCAUUUACAUGUAGAUUUUACACUGUGUGUGUGAGGAUUUGUGCCUAAGUUGUGUAAUAGGAUUGAGGAUCAGUGUUUUGUGCAGACCGGGUCAUAAAUGAUGCACAAAAUCAGUCAUGCUGGAUUUAUUUUCAUUGUUUUUACCACUGCUUCAUCAUGGUCAGGGUCCUGGUGGCUGAAGUGUCCCUGAAACACUGGACACAAGGCAGAAACAUUAUAUAUAUAUAAAGUGUAUAGCAUGUCUCAUAUCAUUGAUUUUAUGCUGAACUGCCUCAACUCAAUAAUUCACAGGGGUGUCCAAUAUUUUUGACCAUAAGGUGUGAACGUCUGUUUUAUUCACCUUCUCUUACCAACACUUAUUGGUGUUUACAAGGUCAUGUGCUAAUUAGUUGGAUUGGUAUCCUGUCCAGGGUAUUCCUGCCUUGCGUCUAGUAUUUCCCGGUAGAACCAGGCCCACCACGACCCUGACCAGGUUGAUAAAGUGCUUACAUUUUUUAAAUAAAAAGCUUACGUCUUGUAUGAUUGUUAGAAGAGUUUUAGAUUUGUUAGGCAAGGAAAAAAAGGCACUUAAUUUGUGUUCACAGUCCAAGAAUAUAGUGAAUACUAAUAAUAAUAAUAUAAAUAAUAAUAAAGUUUACUGUUCUAGUGUUGUAUUGAAAA
Trichomycterus rosablanca is the source of this 3722-nucleotide messenger RNA. RefSeq names its product klotho (gene kl). Gene Ontology annotation, biological process: carbohydrate metabolic process; fibroblast growth factor receptor signaling pathway. The record is from RefSeq and is a predicted model, not a curated record. Bases 1 to 2952 code for a protein of 983 amino acids. The transcript is spliced from 5 exons. NCBI's taxonomy places the organism in Eukaryota, Metazoa, Chordata, Actinopteri, Siluriformes, Trichomycteridae. Gene Ontology annotation, molecular function: hydrolase activity, hydrolyzing O-glycosyl compounds; fibroblast growth factor binding; fibroblast growth factor receptor binding.